AUGAUGUUUUCCAUCCCGCAAAUAGUCCUCAUGCUUACCGCAUCUGCCUCUAUUACUUCCGCCUAUACAAUUACAGCUUGUACAGAUGGGGGCUGCAGUGAAAAUUGCGUGGUCAUUAAUGGCGACGAUGUCGAUGGUACAGGCCCAUGCAACGACUUUGGAUUCGUUGCUAAUAGCAUUGAGUUGCUGAGUGACAACAACGUUCUGGAUGGGUGGGAUGAGGUCAGAGGAGGAUGCCUUGACGGACCGGCAAAUGAAGAUGCUUGGAUUGGAGAUGGGAAUCCAGAUAAUUAUUGCUAUGACUUAGCUAGUUCAGAGGGGGCUCAAAAUGGAAUCCGAUACUGGCUGGUCAACUCUAGUGGACAAUAAGAGAGUUCGGAUAGCUUGAUAUACUGGGUAUACCAGGGUGAUAACGCUGGAAGAAUGAGCGGG
Molecule: messenger RNA, 432 nt
Organism: Talaromyces proteolyticus
Lineage: Eukaryota; Fungi; Ascomycota; Eurotiomycetes; Eurotiales; Trichocomaceae
Exons: 1
Coding region: 1-369 (122 amino acids)
Source: RefSeq, a predicted model, not a curated record